This is a messenger RNA of Procambarus clarkii (red swamp crayfish), 3129 nucleotides long. RefSeq lists its product as uncharacterized. Lineage: Eukaryota; Metazoa; Arthropoda; Malacostraca; Decapoda; Cambaridae. The record is from RefSeq and is a predicted model, not a curated record.
GUAAACAAACAUCUGUUCGUCUGUUCAAAAGUCAGAAUACUGUAGAGGAAGAACUUUAAAGCAGUUGCACGCAAAAUUAAACAAAUACAAUUGAAACAGCAGCAACACAAAAAAGUAAUGUAAAGAUGGAGGAAAAGGCAAGCAAGAGAAAGUCUAUCUUAAAAGGUCAAAGUGAGAGAACUGAGACGAAGAAGCGGUUAUCGUUUGCCAGCAGCGCGGACUUUUCCCAGACCUCGCCUGACAGUCCAGUAGUAGGAACCCGCCGUCAUCCAGCUGACAUUGUUCCCACCAACAUCAAGAGCCAAAUCCAAGACCUUGAAGUUACCCCUUUAAAGAAGCACAAAAAGCAGUCUGCAGGCUCUGUUGCUUCACAAAGCCAAGCAUCACAAUCUAAUAGCCAGUUAGAUCUUCAGGAUUCCUUUGCCAUUGCUGUUCCAACCUGCAAGUCUGUCAGACGCACCGCAAUGGGAUUGUGUUAUAGCCCCGAGGAAACAUCUGUAGAAUUACACACACACCACCAGGAAACUAUUCCCUUGAAGGAUAAUAAAAGAAAUAAUUUUGUAACUGCUCUUCAAAACACCUAUAGAACAAGGCCCACAGCAAAUGUUUUGGUAAUUGGAGAUAAACAUCAUGGACAGAGGAUUAAAGAUGAUCUUUUAUGGCAACAUAAUCUUCAAAAAACACCAAGCUCUGAAUGGAACAUAAUCCUUAAUAUAAUUUGUGAGGAAAAUCCACCUACAGACAUAUUGCCAAAUGUCCAUUUCUUUAUCUUCCUCGUUCGCAUGGAUGAGUUUCACAGUUUAACAUCUCUUUCAAAUGUCCUGACCAAGAUUAAUGACAGUAGUGUACCUCCUAAACGUAUGUUGGUCCUGUCAGUAUCUACUUCACACGAACUACACAAGAAUGUUAUAGAUCUGGAAGAGUUUGCACAUUUCCUUGAUCGCCAUCAGAUGAUAAAUUUUCCAUGGGAGGAGCAGGGAAGACCUUCCGAGCAUCUGGUUAUGCAGCUGUUGAAUACCAUAUACAAUAGUGUUGGAUUCUAUAAAGGGUCUUCACUAUUAAUGAAUUAUGUAUUGCAGCGUGGCCUCAGUGAAUAUGUAAAUGACACCACCCUUUUGUAGAUGGAAUAUAUAAUCCAUGCUAUGCUAGGUGGGCACAGAAAAAUGCUAAUGAAUGAAGGGAAAUUUUUACCCAAAAAUUUUGUUACUGUAUAUUGGAAUUUUUAUGAGAACAGUCAGCUUAUUUUGGGUCUUGAAUAGAUAAAAGAAACUGCUCUUUGUAAGCAACGCGCAAUAGAAGUAAUAGCAUAAAUCCACACUUUCCUGUCCUGGGUAGUGUUACUAAUUAAAAUGUAGACCCUUUAAAUCUGUACAGACCUGGGAAUUUAAUGCAAGAAAGUGUGCUGCAGUGAAAAUAUUUAAGCCAAUUAUUUACUAGUACUUGAGGUAUUUUUACCAAAUUUUAAUAUACAGGCAUGUAUUUACAUUUUUUUAAACUUUACCAACAAAAAAUUUAAUAGAAAAUAAUCUAUAAAGAUGGUGAGGGUGGGGUGGAGGGGGAGGGAGCUCUUGUGUGCCACCUUCAGGUAGGAGAGGGUGUCUCCUAUUUUCCUUUUCCUGCCUGCUGUGGUGGCACAUAAGUGAAAUACACCCUAUGUGUUAGCCAUGCAUAAACACCUAUACAUUCCCUUAAGUUCCUUCAUCUGAGAGUUGAGCCUACCCAGUAACUUUGGCCCCCGGAGGAGUAACACGCUUCUUGGGUGGGGGAACAGAGGUAAACCAGGAGGUUUAGUGCAGCCUGCCUUAAUCAAUCAGCUCGUCCUGUUAGCCCACCUAGUUAGACAUGAGUUAACUCUGUCUACUUAUGCCCUGCUUUGCUUGUUAUCCCUUAUGUGGGCCCUGUUUCCUUUCACCACCUUUCUUUUUCUGUAUGAAUGUCUCACUAGUAAAAUUCCCUAAUUCAUUCAUGUUGGUAAUACAGUAUUUCUCAUGUUCCAACCUUGCCCCUGUGGAGGGUCCCAUUUGCAAAGUUUUGCAGAACUUUGCAUGUGGACCUACAUAGUGAAGGCUUAUGAUAGGUUAUGAUGGGUUUCAUAACAACCAUCUGUGUGUUAUGAAACUACCUUUUCCUUGAACACUAUUCUUCACACACUGCCAUAAUCACAGAUGGGUGUAAGUCUGCUGAGGGUGUUGGCUAUUCCAUUGUCUUUAGUGACCAAACCUACAUAUGCCAUCCAUUCUCAAAGGUUUGCAUCUUCAUAGCAGAACUUCAUACAAUGUUCUAUGCGCUUUGUCAACUGCUUUUCUGAUACCAAUGCUCCUUUGUUAUUAUGGUUGACUAGCAGUCCCCUCAUGGCUCUGUGGUCAUUUAACCAUAUGCAUCUUGUGGUGGUCGAAAUCUAAUAUUGGUUGUUUCUUAUUUCUAGCAGAUUUACGACAGUUGAGUUUUACUGGGUUCUCAGCCAUAUUGGUAUUACCUUAAAUGAACAUUUGGACAUUGCCACUAAGAAGGCUAUCCACACUUGUCUUAUUUUCCAAAAAGGUAUUCCUUAUUCAUAUUUCUACCUAGUCAUUCAUUCCUCAAUCCUAGACUGCCGGCAGGGUUAUUGGUCUGAUGUUACCGAUAACAAACUGCACAUUCUUAAAGAUAACCUAUACCCUUGAUACCUACCACCAUAAUAGACAACUAGAAAUGCCUUUGGUUUGCUUAUGUAUUGGCAAUACACACUUAACUCAGGAGCACUUAAUGGAAUGCCACUCUGCUCCUUAUGGUCUGAACUGCAUUGUCCCACUUUGUCGUGCACCUUCUUGUAGGUUGUCUCAAUUUUCAGGACAAUCAUAUGUCUCACUUUGCUAAUAUAAUUUCUCUCUCGACAGAGUCCUUGGUGAAUCCCACACCUUCGAUAAAGCUCACAUUACGUGCUUUUGUUCUCAUAUUGGCAUCCUAAGUGAUAUUUAGAACUUUUUGAAUAUCCAGUGACACAGACAGUGCUACAUAGUCUUCCUGGCUUGGUGCCUUCUUUUGAUAAUUAUUUACCAUAGAGCUUUACAAAAUUUUUGUGAUUCUCAUAAAACAUUGAAUUACAUACACUGUACUUUCAAUAUAUUUUGUAAUAAAAUGUUAAUUUUU